ACCAGAGCACCCGGAGAAAACCCACGCAUAAUCAUAAAAUAAGAAAAGCACACAGGAAACAGUCCAGCCCCUCCCUUCUCUGUCUCCACCUCCCACUUCUUACAGCAUCCUCCCCCUGCUGGUCCAUCUGGUGUCGCGCUCUUACACAUCCAGCAUCAUGGACGUCGUCAAUCAGUUGGUGGCCCAGGGGCAGUUCAGGGUGCUGAAGGUUCCUCUGGGCUUUAUCAAGAUCCUACAGUGGUUCUUCUCCAUCUUGGCCUUCUCUACAUGCGGAAGCUACUCUGGAAUGCUGCGCAUGUCCGUAGAGUGCAAGAACCGCACGGACAGUGACUUGAGCAUCGAGGUCGAGUUUGAAUAUCCCUUCAGAUUGCAUCACGUGUACUUUGACGCCCCCACUUGUAACGGUGGCAACACGGAGCGUCUCUUCCUGGUAGGCGACUACUCCUCCUCGGCGGAAUUUUUUGUGACGAUCGGCGUAUUCGCCUUCUUGUAUGCCACGGCAGCACUCAGUGUCUACGUCUUCUUCUUUGACAAGUACAAGGAAAACAACAAGGGCCCACUCGUGGACCUUGGCGUGAGCGCUGUAUUCGCCUUUAUGUGGCUAGUGAGCUCAGCGGCAUGGGCCAAGGGUUUGUCUGAUGUCAAGACAGCCACAGACCCAGAUCAGGUCAUCACUUUGAUGACCGCCUGCGACGCUGAGGAGAACCGAUGUCGUGAAGUCCACGACCCCGUCAUGUCUGGACUCAACACGUCUGUGGCAUUCGGCUUCAUCAAUUUGGUUCUAUGGGUGGGAAAUCUGUGGUUCGUCUUCAAGGAGACUGGCAUCAUUGCCCCGUUCAUGAGAGCUCCACCUGCUCAGGAGAAACCCCCCACUGACGCUAUCGCACCUGGCGGCUAUGAGCAGGAUCCUUACGCCAGUAACCAGGGGGGCUACCAGCCUGACUACAACCAGCAGGGUUACAACCAGGGAGCAGAGCAGGGAGCGCCCACCUCCUUCUCAAAUCAGAUGUGAGCUGACGGGAAGCUGGAAGCAACGGAAGCGAAUGCCUGCCUCUUACCUUCCCACAAUGCAACACACCCAAAUGUUUGUGAGGGGCUAAUCUGGAGCUCCGAUGUUCACUUUGAACAUACUGUAAAGAUAUGAGGUCAAAGCUGACAAACUAACAAACAAAUGAAAAUAUUAUGGUUGUGACAUGUUUGCCAAUUACAUAACCAAACUAAAUAAAUGAAUAAAUAAAUAUAUAUAUGCCGCACGAAAAUAUGCAAAUCCUUUGGAAUGACCUGGAUUUCUGCUUAAAUUGGUCAUAAUAUGUCGGAUGAUCUUUAUCCGUCUAACAACAAUAGACAUACAAUACUAUACAGAUUGUUUUUUGCAGAGGCAAUGCUGCUUCACAAGAGCUAAAUAAAAUCAAAUGUAUGUUUUUUUACAGGGUAUGGCAGCUUUAACGCACACUUCCAAUGUCAUGAUAUUGAUUCCAAUUUUAGUUGGCUGACUCUUGACUCCGAUAUUCUCAUUGGGAAUUAUUCUUGCGGUUCACAUACUUUCUCCACCGCGCACUGUAAACAUACAAGAUGUGUCCAAGAAACA
Messenger RNA from Syngnathus acus (greater pipefish), 1588 nucleotides. Its product is annotated as synaptophysin-like. Lineage: Eukaryota; Metazoa; Chordata; Actinopteri; Syngnathiformes; Syngnathidae. The transcript has 8 exons. The record is from RefSeq and is a predicted model, not a curated record. Bases 158 to 1012 code for a protein of 284 amino acids. Gene Ontology annotation, cellular component: presynaptic active zone; synaptic vesicle membrane; synaptic vesicle.